Messenger RNA from Fraxinus pennsylvanica, 819 nucleotides. Lineage: Eukaryota; Viridiplantae; Streptophyta; Magnoliopsida; Lamiales; Oleaceae. The record is from the annotation of a GenBank genome assembly.
AUGUAUACAGCUAAUUUAAUCGGGUUCGUGUUGGCUGUGGCCUCGAGUGCUUUCAUUGGAUCCAGUUUUAUCAUCAAGAAGAAGGGUCUCCAGAGAGCCAGAGCCUCUGGCUGUCGUGCCAACUCAGGAGGAUAUGGAUAUCUACUAGAACCUCUUUGGUGGAUUGGCAUGAUAACUAUGAUUGUUGGAGAAUUUGCCAAUUUCGUAGCAUACAUGUAUGCUCCUGCUGUCCUUGUGACACCGCUUGGCGCAUUAAGUAUAAUUGUCAGUGCUGUUUUAGCUCAUUUUCUGUUGAAAGAAAAAUUGUGGAAGUUAGGAAUAUUGGGAUGUGUUUUGUGUGUAGUAGGUUCUACUGUCAUCGUGCUUCAUGCACCUGCUGAACAUGGUAUUAGUUCUGUGGAAGAAAUCUGGGAAUUAGCAAUACAGCCAGCUUUUCUUUUGUAUACAGCUUCAGUAGUAGCAGUGGUCUUGGUACUGAUUUUGUAUUGCGAACCACGUUAUGGGCAGACAUAUAUCUUGGUUUAUAUUGGCGUUUGUUCUAUAAUUGGAUCCUUAACGGUUAUGAGCAUUAAAGCAAUAGGUAUUGCUAUUAAACUUACUUUGGAAGGCUCAAGCCAGGUUGUGCGCUACCAAACGUGGAUAUUUUCCAUGGUUGCAGUUUCAUGCAUAAUUACUCAGUUAAACUACUUAAACAAGGCCUUGGAUACAUUCAACACUGCUGUUGUUUCCCCAAUCUAUUAUGCCCUGUUCACAUCACUCACUAUUUUUGCCAGUGCCAUAAUGUUCAAGGAUUGGUCUGGUCAAACACGAUCGUCGUAA